Messenger RNA from Drosophila nasuta, 582 nucleotides. RefSeq lists its product as uncharacterized. Gene Ontology annotation, biological process: proteolysis. The record is from RefSeq and is a predicted model, not a curated record. The transcript is spliced from 2 exons. Lineage: Eukaryota; Metazoa; Arthropoda; Insecta; Diptera; Drosophilidae. Gene Ontology annotation, molecular function: aspartic-type endopeptidase activity. Bases 1 to 582 code for a protein of 193 amino acids.
AUGCGUAAAUUGUCCGGGAAACACCUGGGCGAACGCGAUGAAGCCGGGGCAGAUGAUUCGGAGGCGAGACCCGACCAGAAGCCGGAGUGGCGUGCCAACAGGAGCAAGUUAAGGAGAAAUUUGGUGAAUGAAGAAGAAGCGAACACCUUAGUGAGAGGAAGAACACUAAGAGGCUUGCCAUAUGGAGAACGUGUUCGGGCAUACAUGUCGGCCCGAAAUAGAAUUUUUGGUGAGCGGCAAUGUAAGGGGAUGACACUGGCCACGAAACGCGUCAUAAAGGCACGCGCUCAUUUUCGUCGACGAAGGAUAACGAGGAGGCAAGUGGUGGAAGCAGUUCGGAGAGUGGAGAACACCGAUCCCCGAGUUUUUGUAGACGUCGUCAUCGGUGGACAAGUUUUUAAAGGUCUUCUGGACUCCGGCGCAUCCGUUAGUCUUAUGGGGCGAGGAUGCCGAGAGCUGACCAGUAAGAUGAACUGGAAUGUUCAGCCGUACGCGUCCAUGGUCACUACUGCUGCAGGAGCCAGCCGACCGAUCCUAGGACGAGUUAAUCUGCCGGUGUCAUACGGCGACAAGUCGGAGUAA